Messenger RNA from Aspergillus costaricaensis CBS 115574, 1572 nucleotides. RefSeq lists its product as uncharacterized. The record is from RefSeq and is a predicted model, not a curated record. Bases 346 to 1194 code for a protein of 282 amino acids. The transcript is spliced from 3 exons. Lineage: Eukaryota; Fungi; Ascomycota; Eurotiomycetes; Eurotiales; Aspergillaceae.
CCCCCCCCCCCCCCCCCCUCGUUGGACCCUGCCGAGAAUCUAUCGGACGAUCUGCAUGUUUCAGUCCCGCUGGCCUGAAAAAAACACCUCUUCUGCAGCCCGUAUCGCUUCAUCGCUGGAUUUGAUCAUCGCUUAUCGUGCUCGACGGUUCAUCUUCGCCAUCCUGGUAUAGCUUCAUCUGUUGCUCGUCAGUUCAUCGCAGUUACAAAUACCCCUGUCGCUUCUGCCGCCGUAUACGGGAAAGGGUCCACGUCGAUCGGACCCUGAAUUUUGCCAAGGGAGUCAACGGACCCCUCUGCCUUUCAGUCAACACAACUGCGCAACACUACAAUCGGACUUUUCAAGAUGCGUUCCAUGUCUCGUCUGUUUGUUCUGUGCCUCCUCUUGGUGCUGGGGACGGUAACUUCCGCCUGGCCAUGGCCGCCGCAUGGCGAAUUGUUGCGACGAGCUGAUACUACCGCAGCUGAGAGCGCAACCACUGGAGCCGCCGCUACCACCGAGAGUGCAUCGAAGACAGAGGCAGCGACCAAGACCGCCGCCGCAACAGGAAGCGACACCACGGCCACGGCCACCGGCACCAAUACCAAGUCAGCUACCGGAACAGGCACUGCUAGCGGCAAGUCCUCUGGCUCUUCUUCGAACAGCACAACGAGUGUUUCUAUCAACCCCGCUGCCGGUGCCGGUGGUAUCUCCAUGCUUAUUCCCACCCUUGGUGCCACAACCUACUAUAAGAUCGGCGAUUACGUGACCCUGAAAUGGAACUACACCUCUUUGACCAUCAGCCCAACGGCUGUCAAUGUUGUCGCUUCUUGCAGUUUGAACAGCGCCACCUACACCAUCUCGUCCAACAUGACCAUGUCGCCCACCGGAGAGGUGGUCUGGGACACCAAGAAGUACCAGGCCAACGCGACUGUCCCGCUGUUGACUGCGUCGUACACAUUGAUUGUGUGGGAUGCCAGCAAGGCCAUCACUGAGACGGCCAGUGCCGGUUAUCUCAGCGCUGCUAGCAGCUACAUCUUCGGAAUGUACAGUUCGCAGCCGUACACUCCGCUCAAUGGAUUUGUCUGCGCUACCUGCAGCGGCGCUUUCUCCGAACUCGAACGCUUAGGGAUGAAAUUCACCUUUGGCAUGUUCGCCAUCACCGUCCUGUCCUUCACCUGGUUCGCCGGUGGCUUCGGUCUCUUCUCCACAUGAGUGUAAUCUCCGGAUGACGACGAAAAUAAACAUUUUUAUGCAUUAGAAUGUUGCAUUGAGCAAAGCGAUUUUCGUUUUAAGUUAUGAUGAUAGCAAUCUAUCAGCUGGGUUGGAUUGGCGUUUGCGAGUUUCCAUUUCUGAUUUGACUAAUGGCUGGGAAGUUCCUCUAUAUUAUUGACCUUUGUUCACUCCUUUGAAGCGCAGCAAUAGCGGGAUAUCAGUGUAAUAGUGUGUGCAUGCGGUGAUUAUGACAUGUUGAUUGUAUCUCCACUUGGCCUGUCUAUAUUUAAUGUUCUCUGCAAUUAUGGCAUGGAUGUAUGUAUACAUACUCAUCUGGACUGCAUCGGAUACUUCCUCAGAUUAAUAUAUACCUACUAC